Pocillopora verrucosa is the source of this 1002-nucleotide messenger RNA. The record is from RefSeq and is a predicted model, not a curated record. Lineage: Eukaryota; Metazoa; Cnidaria; Anthozoa; Scleractinia; Pocilloporidae.
AUGUCAGCUUCCGCACCUUUGCCCUUAGCCAGCUCCCUACAGAAGACAUAUGGAUCCAAGUUGAGCAGACUUCUCAUCGAUGGUGGAACAACAGUGUUGAGGAUCAUCUUUAAUAGCUAUCACCCACCGGCAAUGCUGUCUGCUGGACUUAACGCCUACUCUUUUACCCUGAAUUCUCUCCGUAGGAAAAAGGUUCUGCGUGCAGCUCAGUGGGACAAACUAUUCCCACCUGACGGAGCAGCACCAGACUCUCAGACUUUUGAUAUCACUCUCUUAUUUCUCCUUCUCACCAACAUUUGCGAACUUUCUCCUCCUCCUUCAGGGUGGCAUUCAAAGCCAUCUCCGGAUGACAACUCUCUUGAAGCAAAUCUUGCCCGUGUGAAGUUCUUCCGCAAUGACGUGCAUGGCCACAUCACCAGCACUAGCUUUGACGAGCCCACUUUCUCCUCACUAUGGGAAGAAAUUAGUGUUGCUCUGGUUGCUCUUGGGUUGGAUCAAAAGGAAAUCGAUAAACUGAAAGAAGAAAAGUGUGGCGCGGAAGAUUAUCUUGACGUUUUGAUGAAAUGGUUUCAAAGUGAAAAAGAAAUCAAAUCUCAUUUGACGAAACUGCGUCGAUCUCAGAGCACAACACAGCGUAGUAUUGGAGAGGUACGUCAAACCCAACUAGAAGAUCACAAAAUGCUUCAAGAUAGCAAGUCAGUGCUAGGAAAAGUGCAUCAGACUCAGACGAAAAUACAAAGCACCAUUCAGGGCGCUGCUAAAAGCCAAGACGAGCGUUUGGAAAGUUUGCAAAAAGAUGUACAGGAAAUGAAGGUAGCCGUUGGAGAACUUAGCAAAGGAAGAAACUCAGGCAGCCAAGGAGAUGAGGUCCUGAGGAACCUCGUUAAGUCUGAAUUCAAAGGAGACAUCGAGCUUUACGUCCAACUUUUUCAAGAAGACACCCCCUCAGUUAAUGCUUCAAUCCUUGGCCUGUCAUAUGUGCCAUGCUCUGCCAGAGUUUAA